AUGAGCACCACUACUCCCGCUGCCGCCCAAGUUGGCGUUGCCGCUCCUCCCAAGCUCGAGAAGAAGCCUGUCAAGUUCAGCAACCUGCUGUGUAUGUUGAUCUGCCUGUCUGUCAGAUCUGACCGCAAUGUGCUAACGCGUCUCUACNNAGUGGGUGCUGGCCUGAACCUGUUCGAGGUGACGACCUUGGGUCAGCCCCUGGAAGUCGUAAAGACGACCAUGGCCGCUAACCGUGCCGACGGCAUGGCAGGAGCCAUCAGCCGCAUCUGGGGCCGUGGUGGUGUCUUUGGNCUGUAA
Molecule: messenger RNA, 297 nt
Organism: Aureobasidium musti
Lineage: Eukaryota; Fungi; Ascomycota; Dothideomycetes; Dothideales; Saccotheciaceae
Source: the annotation of a GenBank genome assembly